ACUGCCUGAGUGUACGAGGUGUAAUAUUCAUCUCUUCAGCUUAUUAUUCUCAGUUGACUGUGGGAGCUCCCAGCAACAAAGGAAAAUUUCUAUCUCUGUUACGACCAGACAUAGACAAUAAAGAUGCAUCAGCCUUCGAUGUGUGUCUUCAACCGACGACGAUAAUUAUCGUUUCUGCUGUGAAAAACUUCACAUACACGGACUAUGUAAAUCCGUGAAAUAUGUCAUCUGCUUUUGUGUGUGAGAUUUACCUUUCAACGUCUCCUAAUUAAAACUGUCGAAAAAAAUGAAACCAAAUAGGAUUUUUGCUAAUGUCUUCUUCCUCAUGAACUUCAUCUUUGGAUUUGUCUACCGUGCGCACGCACACCGGAAACAGCCGGCUGUUGUGACUGCAAUUGAUGGUCACUGACGAUGUUGACUCUGCAUGUCCUCAUUAGUUAUAUUUUCUGACAGUUAUAAGCCUCUGAGAUUAAUCGGACCUCAACUCAUGUUCAAAUGUGGUCGUUCAAUAACCGCACAAGCUGUGAAUGGUGUUAGCAGGAUAAAACUGCAUUGAUCAAGUCCUUUCUUGUCACUAAUGCUGUCACAUCUGGUGGCUAAUACGACUUUAUUGCCGAGAUCACAUCUAGAUAAGUUAAAGAAAAGUUUUCACAAUGAUUCAUCAUGCUGACUUGUGUUAAAGAAUCACAGUAUGGUGCCGGAAAACUCAACAAGCAGAAAAUCUGCUCAUGCCUAUCUGUGAAGUAAUUUUGAAAGCAGUGUUGUGAACAAAGAAUACAUUAUCUAGAAAGACCCACUAUAUUGCUAAAUCUACCAGUCUGGUUUUCCUGACAUUCUUAUCACCAUCCAUUAGUUCUUGUCUUCAGAGCCAGCAAGCUUUCAUUGUUUCUGAUUCUCGUCAAAGUGCAGUCUGGCUGUCAGUGUCAGCAAUGUCUCAUGAUAUCCCACCAUGGAAUCCAUUGCAGUUUGUCAUGAUCUGCAUGUUUACAACAUUCAGCACUUUCUUCUUGCCACCAGAAAGUGGUCUGUCUUUGGUGGCAGUUUUUGUCUCUUUGCUAAUCCUUUGCAUCCCAGCUCUGUUUGUCCAACUGAAGAUCGGAGGAUACCUACAAAAAGGAAUUGUGGGGUCCUUUUCCAUGUUUUUCCCGAUAUGGAAAGGUGUGGGCAUAGCUGCAUUGCUGGACCUUCUCUUGCGCAUAUCGUCCUUGGCACCAGUAGUGGCUCAGAUUGGCACCUAUGCAUUCAUUGCCAUUUCUGACCACCCUUUUGUAUGGGGCUACUGCAAUGAGCUAAAGAUACCAACAGCUGCUGAGUGCAUAGAUGACAACCAACCACAAAGCAUGCCAGUCUUUCGAGAGGGUGCAUAUAGAGUAGAGCAGCUCUUCUAUGAAUAUGAGUUUCUGCAGAAGUCACCAGGUCCGAGUCACAUAAAUGGCUUUCCCCAGUGGCAUUUUACAGAAAUUGCUCGUAAAGCAGAAGUAUCAUUAAUGCCAGUGACACUGGCCAUUGUUUGGGUUAUGGUCUUUCUCUUGGUUGGCUUUGGUGGACGUGUCUGUGGAUGGAUUUUGUUUUUACUUGGACCUGCAGCAUUGUCCUGUCUCCUGGCAGUGACCGGUUAUGGCUAUGCUCAUUUGAAUAUGGAUGAUACUCUGGCAUUUCUUCAGAAGCACUAUCGUGUCAGUUUUGAUGACAGUAAUCAAGUCCUUGAGAACUGGACAAAAGGCUUCCAGCUUGUGAUGUACAGCAUCCCAGCAUGGUCAGCCAUUGCAGCCACCAUGGGAAAGAUGUGUGGCCGUGGUCGCAAAAUCAGAAACAUAGGCUGGCUUCUGCUCGUGAUGGUGUAUGCUCUUAUCAGUCAGCUUCCACCCAUAGCUAUGGCCCCUUACAUUUCUAACAUGCUGAAAAAAAAUGCAUAUGUUUCAUAUUCUGUAGGUCCUGGUCUCAUAUUGUGGCAGAUGCCAGCAGCAUUCACUGCCUUGAAUAUACCUUCAGCCUAUGCUUUCAUCUUCUUCCUGUCAGCCUUUCUUUUCUCUCUUAUGUUUCUGUGUGUGGGCUGUCUGACUAUCGUGGACAAUGUUGUGGAGGCACUGGCCGGAUGGAUUGAGCGCAAGGCCUGCAGCAAAGUGGCUGUUCAUCUGCUAAUUACAUUUAUUGUCAUGUGUGUGGCCAAGGCACUGGGAAUCAUUCACACAACUCGGGCUGGCUAUUACUACUCUAUGCUGUUUGACAGCUCUAUGUACCAGCUCCGCUUCAUCAUCAUCAUGCUUAUGGCCCUUGGUUUUCUUGUAGUAUAUGUGAAGCAAAAUUUUGCACUGCUAGAACGAGUUCUCAUGGCCUUCUGGUUUGGCUCAUCGGCUCUCACUUGUGCAAGUUUAUGGUUCUACACCUUCAUAAAUGAUUACGAUCGCCUCUUCAUACACACAAGUGACAAGAACACAACAUUUUCAGCAGAGUGGGAUGUCUUACGAUGGGUUAUUGCAGCAUUCCCAUUCAUUGGUAUUCCCAUCGGAGCACUUCAUGCCUGCUUUGUGGCAUGUGGAGAAGGAUCACCAGUGUGUGUCAAGCUGUGGUGUGGCAUCACAGAACGAGUAAGGGAGCAUAACUUUGACCAGCUGCCUCCUCCACCACCACCAGAACCAACAGCACCCCCGUACAUGUACACCUACAUGGACAGUGCUUAUCCCCUUGAUGAUGUCACUUACAAGAUGGAAUAUGAUCCUCCAGAAACUGCCAUUACGUCCACACAACAGCUCUACACGUAUCUGAAGCUAGAAAACUGUCAAGCCAGCAUCUGACAGCAGUUAAUAUGAUUCUGUUUUCAUACAAAUGGGAAGCUAGCUGAUAUUCCAACUGGAGAAAUAUGUGUAUAAGUUUCAUCAUUGUAAAUUGUCAGUUCAUUUUCAAGACAUUGUACAGAUUGUACAAAAGCUCUGUGCAAGAUGUCAAGUGCAGAG
Pomacea canaliculata is the source of this 2954-nucleotide messenger RNA. RefSeq names its product sodium- and chloride-dependent GABA transporter ine-like. The transcript is spliced from 15 exons. The record is from RefSeq and is a predicted model, not a curated record. Gene Ontology annotation, cellular component: membrane. Lineage: Eukaryota; Metazoa; Mollusca; Gastropoda; Architaenioglossa; Ampullariidae. Gene Ontology annotation, biological process: sodium ion transmembrane transport. The coding region runs from base 930 to 2795 and encodes 621 amino acids.